Penicillium subrubescens is the source of this 2034-nucleotide messenger RNA. RefSeq lists its product as uncharacterized. The record is from RefSeq and is a predicted model, not a curated record. Gene Ontology annotation, molecular function: protein binding; guanyl-nucleotide exchange factor activity; GTPase activator activity. Gene Ontology annotation, cellular component: endoplasmic reticulum membrane. The transcript has 3 exons. NCBI's taxonomy places the organism in Eukaryota, Fungi, Ascomycota, Eurotiomycetes, Eurotiales, Aspergillaceae. Gene Ontology annotation, biological process: protein secretion. Bases 1 to 2034 code for a protein of 677 amino acids.
AUGGCGCCUAUCAUCCAUUCCGCCAAACUCACAGUCUCCUGUCCCCUGUUCGCAGCCGACUUUGACCCGCGCAACAACGGGCGUCUGCUGGUCGGCGGCGGAGGCGGCGAAGGCCGCAGCGGAGUCGGGAAUAAGAUCUCUUUGAUUGAUACGUCACGUCGAGAUGAGAUCACCGAGGCCGUGGAGAUUAACUUGUCGCGCGACGAGGAUUCGGUGACGUCGCUCGCUGCGGCGCCGCAGGUUGGCGAUGAUGAGGGCUCGCUGGUCGUCCUGGCUGGUAUCAACAGCUCUAUUCAGGAACAGGAGAAGAACAACAACAAUCAGCACAUGCGAUCCUUCCGAUUUGAAGCGCCUCAAAAGAAGAAGACUGUGAGCUCGGCCAAGUUGCAGGACAACUCGGAAGCUUCCAAGAAGGACACAACAGCGAAGAAGGAGAAGACGGUUGAGGAAGUGAUUCCUGGAAAGGCAGAGACUCUGUCGCGUGCUUCAAUCUUCCGUACAAAGGGAGCCGACUCGGGCGAUACUUAUCAACGAGUCUUGAGGCUGUCUUCUUGGAAGAAGCCCGCCGAUGCCUCGAAGAAGAGCAGUCAAACUACCAGAGUCGGCGCUAUUGCGACUGGUCUGGCGCAGUCUGGCGAGAUUGUUUUCUUCGCAGUUACAGAGGGACCUACCGAGUCAGAUGUCAUCGGCCGUAUCCGUCUGGACAGCAACGAAGAAGCCGAGGAUGUGGACUUUGCCAGCCUGGAGGAUGACCCGGAGCAGACGGGCGAUGCCCGAGGUAAAUACCGUGUGGCAUAUACCAACGGCGCCGAUGUGAUGGUUGGUGAGAUCUCCUCAUCUACACGCUCCAACUCCGCUCCCGAUGUCAACUGUGUCUAUACCAUUCCUCUCCCCAGCAGCGGCGCCCGUGCUGCGCGUCCCAAGUUCCGCGCCUUGCGCUUCCUCUCCUCAACAGCACUACUCCUCCUCCAAAAUGCGCCAAAUCGAAGUGGUUGCGAGUUGGUUAUUCUUCGCUUGCCUAAAACCAAAAACGGCACCGCAACUAUCGUACGGCGUCGCAAGCUGCCCCGGACUGUUCAGAUUGGCCUGGGCCUUGAUAUUUGUCCCCUUGGUACCAACCCAGCUGGGCAACAGCAGACUAUUAUUGCUGUCAGCGGCAGUGACAACUCGAUUCUAUUGUGGACGGUCGAGUUCGGCCCUAACAAGGGCUACGGCGCCAUUCGGCCUUACACAACCCUCCGCGACGUGCACCCAUUCUCCAUGACGAAACUCGUCUUCUCUCCCUUCACAGCUCCAGCCCACCCCGUCACUCCCGACGUACUUCCCCAAAACGUCAAGCUCGCCUCCAUCAGCAUGGGUAACACCAUCGUUGUCCACACUUUCCCGCUCUCCCCCUUCCCCGCCUCCUCCCGCACCCCACGCUAUGUCCUAUCCUUGCCCGGCCCCGCCGAAUUCUGGGAGGGCCUGCUCUAUGCUUGCGUUCGCCGAGAUCCGCGGCGGUACACCCCCGUCCUCGGCGCAGCGCAAUGGCUGCCUCCAUCAUGGCGCAAUGCUAUUGUCAACGAGUACACCCCACCUGCACCAGGCAAGGGCUCAUACAUCGAUUACCUCCUCUCACCCAAGGCCCAAGAGCCAGUGCCAGUGCCAGUGGCAAACGUCAUCGAGGAAAGCCAAAUCGAAAGCUUGAGAGAAAUCCUCGAUCGGGUCCACAGUGCCGGCGCCGCACCAAUCGACCUCGAGACUAUAAGCCCACACGCCCUAUCAGUCAUCCUACGCUGCCACGAUGGUAUAACCGCGGAACAAAGUGUCCUCAUCGAGACAUUAUCUUCUCACCGCGCUCAUGACGAUAAAGCCGAAGCAGAAAAGUUCCGCACUUGGGCCGAUCUCAAUGUUGAAGACCAGGCUGCAUGGAAACGGCGAUUGACUGAUGCCGGGCGUUGGGCUGCUGAUGAGGGCGAGGCUGUGUUAAAGGGGGUUUUGUUUGGUGAGGCUUGUGGGCAGUUGCGUCAUGCUGUUGAGCAGGGAUUGUCUUGA